Mycena indigotica is the source of this 411-nucleotide messenger RNA. RefSeq lists its product as uncharacterized. The coding region runs from base 1 to 411 and encodes 136 amino acids. The transcript has a single exon. The record is from RefSeq and is a predicted model, not a curated record. Lineage: Eukaryota; Fungi; Basidiomycota; Agaricomycetes; Agaricales; Mycenaceae.
AUGUCCUCACCAGCUUCGGCACCAUCUUCACUACCCAACCCAAACCGUAUUCGCAGACGAUCAGUCGACGUCGCAAAACGGUUGGCCAGCUCUGUCGCUGCCGCUGUCAAACCCACACCCAUGCCAUAUGUCGAGCCCGUGUUUGGCCGGCAACGACGAUCGCUGGGGGCUAUUCCGAUGGAGGAGCUCCGGCCCGCGGACUACCUCCCGAUGCCCCCGCGAGAGGUGCUCUUCCCGCGAUGCGAGCAGGUCGCACUGUUCAAAGAAGUCGGGUUGUUGGACCAGAUGCGGAUGUCAGGCUUGCGGUAUUGGCUUUACUGUAGUGAUCGCUACUUAUCACAUGGACUACUCUUUCAAUACCCUUCAUCUCGUUCAGGUCUUCCCAUUGAAAUAUGUUUGAAUACACAAUAA